This is a messenger RNA of Hermetia illucens (black soldier fly), 1001 nucleotides long. Its product is annotated as trypsin alpha-3-like. Gene Ontology annotation, biological process: proteolysis. Gene Ontology annotation, molecular function: serine-type endopeptidase activity. The transcript has 7 exons. NCBI's taxonomy places the organism in Eukaryota, Metazoa, Arthropoda, Insecta, Diptera, Stratiomyidae. The coding region runs from base 110 to 976 and encodes 288 amino acids. The record is from RefSeq and is a predicted model, not a curated record.
GUUAUGCCAUUUUGAUAUUCAAUGUCAAAUUUAAAUUUAUAGGACUCAGUUUUGAUUUUAACAGUUUAUUUUAAAUUAUUUUACUUUGGCUAUAGGGAAAAUUAGAAUAAUGAUCAUUUUAAAAUGUUUUGCUUUCAUGUUAUUUGCCCUGCUCAAAAUCCAAGCCAAAAACUCUACCCGUAUUAUUAACGGAUCAAAUGCUAAGCUAGGCCAGUUUCCUUCCAUUGUGAUCAUACAAAGCCACACUUCAUCGCGCUUUCUUUGCGGUGGGACGCUCGCUACUCUGAGAUAUGUGUUAUCUGCAGCGCACUGUUUUCGCCAUGUCUCCAUUAAAAGUCUCGUUAUUAAAACAGGUGUGGUGAGAAGAAUGACACUUGUACCAUGGUCACAAAUAUUCAGUGUAGUUGCUAUAAAAUCUCAUGAGCUGUACAGCCCAGGGUACACGAGGUUCGAUUAUGCCCUCCUGAAGUUGAAUAAAGAGGCUGUAAAAACUCGAGUGGUGUACCCGCUUCCACUUGCGACCAGUAGGCCAGAAAAUGCAACAAAAUGCCAAACCGCUGGAUGGGGAGUACAGUCUGAAUAUAGCGAACAUUUUUCAAGAUAUUUGAAAUACGUUGAUAUUUACCUGAUUGACUACGAAACAUGCAUAUCGACAUUCCCAUUUCCAGUUCAGAAUGAAAGCCAGAUUUGUGCAGGAGUACCUGGUAGAAAAUAUGACGCCUGCCAGGGUGAUUCUGGAGGUCCUUUGAUUUGUGACGGAGUAGUCGCGGGAAUUGUUUCCACCGGAAUAGGGUGUGCUAGGAAAGGAUACUAUGGUAUUUACGCAGAUGUAGCCGCAGAGAAGUGCUGGAUCGAUACAAACAUAAGGGCAUGGGAAGAAGCUAGUGUCGAUGGAAGCAAACCGCUGGCGAUGGCUUUGGAUAUUUACCAGGGACUUAGUUUUCCGGUUUAUAUUAUUUAUUUUAACUUUAAUUAAAUUAAAUAAGCAUAAAUUUCCCAUU